Molecule: messenger RNA, 1170 nt
Organism: Vanessa tameamea
Lineage: Eukaryota; Metazoa; Arthropoda; Insecta; Lepidoptera; Nymphalidae
Exons: 1
Coding region: 67-1098 (343 amino acids)
Source: RefSeq, a predicted model, not a curated record
UAUAUUAGCUAUAUAAGGGUUUCUCUUGUAUUUCGCUGUCAUUGCUACGAGAGAGGCUCGGGGAAUAUGCUGAGUCGUCUAGCUCUUAUACUAGUUCUCGCCGCCGGCGGCUCCUGCAUGGAAAUGCGGGAGACCGUUGAACGUAUGGUGAUGGUCCGCACUACCGGAUCUGACCUUCAACCUGCCGCCUCAGGCUACAUAUACAAAAAGAAAAACGAUGGAAAGGAAAGUGUUAUCGAAAUGGGCGAAAGUGAAAUCAUGGAACAAUUAGCUAAGCUUUACGAACAGCCGAAAGCUUUUGGCGCGCCAAUUCCAAUCUCAAAAGGACUUAAGACAGAGGAAGAAGAUGAAAAGAAUUCGGAAUCUCAGAGUGCAGAACGUGUCAUACCUGUAAAAGAGAAACAAGAAGAUCACAUUGAUGGCAUAGCUGAUGAUGAUUAUAAGAAGAUCUUUGAUGAGUAUACAUCGCUUUACGGUGAUAAUAAAGCCUAUGACGAUUACAUUCGUAGUUUGAGUCAUUUCGGUGAUGGACUUUAUAACGGGUAUGCAGGAGAUAAUAAACACGAUGACAAAGGAUAUAAAGGAUUUAACAAAAAGCAGCGCUAUGGGGACGGUAAAGCUGGUGACUAUCACAAUGAAAAAUACGAAAGUUAUGCCUAUUCAGACAGCGAUCGUAAGGGAGAUGAAAGCAAAGAUCAUGAAAAACACAACGAACAUAAUGAAAACGAAGAUAAUGGAAAGAAAUCUGCUCCCGGCAAGGCAGACGCCCAUGGAUUCUAUAAAGUCUUCGAUAAACAUGACGACCAACGCCAAAAAAACCAUAAAAUUUAUGACAAUGAAGACAAAAUCGGUUUCCAUAAAUUCGCAGGCGGACAUAAAUAUCACGGAGCAGAAGACAGAGGAUACGAUAAAGAUGGAUCUCACGAGUCAAGGCAUCAACUCCACUAUGGAACGAGCGGGCACCAUGAUGAAGGAUCAGGAACAGAAGCAGAUCAUUCCUCCGAAGAAGGAGAAUCUUCCAGUGAAAAACACGGAGACUAUGGAUCAAAGGUGGGACAGACUGCAGGCCACGGCUACGGCUUCAAGAUUAAGCAUUGAUGUUGACGUGUUAAAGAUAUUUGUUAUAGUUUUGUUAACUUUUGUAAAUAUUUAAUUUAUUAUUAGAUAAAG